Messenger RNA from Lactuca virosa, 1032 nucleotides. The record is from the annotation of a GenBank genome assembly. Lineage: Eukaryota; Viridiplantae; Streptophyta; Magnoliopsida; Asterales; Asteraceae.
AUGGGUAAACCAGAAAAGUUCGAUUGUGUCAAGCUCACUGAGCACAAAACCCGCACUACAAUGGUUACUAAGUCGUUGCUCACAUCAGUCGGAGAAAAAUCCACCAAUCGGGAAACGAAUGCCAUCUCCACCGGUCCUAGAGUUGUUAGGAUAUCAGUGACUGAUGCCUAUGCAACUGAUUCUUCCGGAGACGAAGGGGGUGAGUGUGAUGGCCGGCGCAGAGUGAGGAAGUUUGUUAAUGAAGUUACAAUCGAGACUCGUUCGCGAGAAGAUUUGAGAAACGGGAAUGGAAACAAAAGCGUGAGUAGAACGGCGUCUAGUCGGAGGAAGAAAGUCGUCGGAAAAGUUAACUCCACGGCGGAGAAGAGGUUAAAAGUUAAUACAGGUAAAAGGUUUCGCGGCGUAAGACAACGACCGUGGGGGAAAUGGGCGGCUGAAAUCAGAGAUCCGAUGCGACGUAUACGGCUGUGGCUGGGUACAUAUGAUACUGCAGAAGAAGCUGCCAUGGUCUACGACCACGCUGCUAUCCAACUACGUGGACCCGACGCGCUUACUAACUUCACUGUGCCACCACCUGCAACUCUCCAGUUACCGGAGAAGAAGCCCUCUUCGGUGACUUCUGAUUACAACUCCGGCGACGACUCUCACAAUAACAAAGCGGCAUCUCCGAAAUCUGUUCUACGCUUCGCCUCCCCUUCCACAGACGACUCAACCACCGAAUCAACUCAUAACGACGCUGGAAACGAAGCUUCAGAUACCACCAAAGAUGAUGAUGCAUCGGCGUUGGAGAAGUUCUCCGGUUUCCAUGCUUUUGACGCUCCUCUUUCCACCUCCGAUCUGUUCGAUUUCCCGGACAUCAUACCCGGCAUGUUCGACCCUACAAGCCUGUCUGGUACUCCGUUUCAAGACUCCGAUCCUGUGAACAUGUUCAUCGAUUCCGCCAUUGAUGUCGGGUUUGGUGCUUGGCCCGCUGAUGAUUACUUUAAUGAUUUUGGAGAUAUAUUCGGGUCGGAUCCGCUCGUUUCUCUCUAG